This is a messenger RNA of Camellia sinensis, 1073 nucleotides long. RefSeq lists its product as uncharacterized. Lineage: Eukaryota; Viridiplantae; Streptophyta; Magnoliopsida; Ericales; Theaceae. The record is from RefSeq and is a predicted model, not a curated record.
GCGCACUACAGACAACUUCACAUGGUUCUGUGCCUACCUUAACCCAUAGGGUUUCUCUGCUUCUUCUCUCUUUAUUGAUUGUCUCUCUCAACCCUCCUUUUCUUUCCUCCAUAGCUUUUCUCUUUUCUUUUUUUAUUUUUUUCAAAGCAAGACUCAUCAGAGCUCCCAAAUCUAUACAUUAUUGACGACAAUAUAUUUACACAGAUACAUAUGGUACGCAUCCACUAGCAUUUUUUAAAUCUGCAGUCACAGAAUCCAAACAAAACCCAUUACGCCAAGCUACCUCAUCAUCUUCUCCCCCCUAGAAAGAGAGUGAAUUGUAAAGGACAGAACCAAGAUCAGAGCAAACCCUUUUGAGUGAAUUUGUUGGUGGAGUGGUGAAGAGAACCCAAAAAAUGGUGGGUAUUUUCUCUAGGUUUUCUGUCAGCAGAAAUAGCCUCCGUCGAGCCCAAAGUGCAAUUGAUGAUAGGGAAGUAAUGCCCCCUAAUUCAGAGGCUACAGGUGCUGCUACUGUUACUACUGCUGCAUUAGCUGCUGCUCAUGGUAUUGAAGUAGCAAUUGAGUUUAAGCCACUUGAACACCCAACUGAGCCUCUCGACAAUGAUCAACCAAUUCAGUGCCCACUUCCUGAACCUUCAAUUCUUAAUGACGGACGAAUAUGGAAGGAGAGAGUAUCUGCAGGCAUGCAGAGGAGGGCUGACUUGCCAGUUAUGCAGGAGGGCAACCCAAUAGAAUCCGAGACUGUGGGAACAAGACCGCGACCCCAAUCCAACCGCAUGAUUCUACCAUCUGUCAGUGCACCCGAGCAUAACAUUCUUAAACUGCUUGAAGAAUGCAAUGCAUCAAGUGUUGACGGUGCAUAAUUCGAAUCUUGUUGUAUAAAGUUCACAAGUUUUUGUUUUUUGUUUCCCAUCUUCCCAAUUUCUUUUCUUGUUUGUCCCUUUUUCAAUAAGUUGCUUGAAAAUAUGUUUUUCCAAAUGUAUUAAUGCAAGGCACACCAUAGAAUGUACAUCGACAGAUGUUUCAAAUGUUUAAUUUCGUGAAUCUAUACUUCUAUACUAUUAUAAAUUGCA